Molecule: messenger RNA, 399 nt
Organism: Medicago truncatula (barrel medic)
Lineage: Eukaryota; Viridiplantae; Streptophyta; Magnoliopsida; Fabales; Fabaceae
Product: agamous-like MADS-box protein AGL80
Exons: 1
Coding region: 1-399 (132 amino acids)
Molecular function (GO): protein dimerization activity; DNA binding
Source: RefSeq, a predicted model, not a curated record
AUGGUUGAUGAACUCAUUACCCUAUGUGGGAUUGAUGUAUGCGCUAUACUGUAUAGCGGAUAUCAUUCAGAGCCUGAGGUCUGGCCUUCCCCGUUGGAGGUUCAAAGGAUUAUCACAAAGUUCAAAAGUUAUUCAGAAGUCGGGCAAGGAAGGAAGAAAUUGAACCAAGAGAGCUAUUUGAUGGAGAGGAUUGUGAAGUCAAAAGAGAAAUUGGUGAAAGUGGAGAAAACCAAUUGGGAGAUGGAGAAAUCCUUGAUCCUGUUUGAAUGUCUCCGACAAGAAAAUUUUAUCAACACUUUGAACACAAACGUUUUGAAUGAUCUGGCAUGUGAAAUUAAUGAGAAGCUGAAAGAAAUUACUUUGAAGAUGAAUCAGCUUGACACAAAUGAAAGCACUUAG